GGUCAGCAGCGGCACCUCCUCCUCCUCCUCCUCAGCAUCUCCAUCACCAUCCUCCUCCUCCUCCAGAGGAAGAACCCAGCCGCGUCUCGGGCUCUCUAACCGCCGACAUGUGUCCACUUCUCCCCGCUGGUUCCGGUUCCGUCCAGGAGAAGCUCCGGUUUAUUUAAAAGAACAAGUCUGCUGGUUUUAUCUGGUCUUCAUCAUGUCCUCCUGGGAUGGGUUCGCAGGUAACUGGGACUGACCCGGUUCGGUUGAAACGGAGCUUCCAGCCCAACACCGACUCGUCUGAACGCCGGAGUGCGAUGCAGGCCCGGCCCAAUUAGGCGGAUUCGUCGGUGAUUGUUCAGUGGAAGUUUGCUCAGAAGCAGCUUUCAGCCGAUGACAGCAGCGCAUUUGGGUCACGAACCAGGUGCGGUUCAUUAUCAGCUGUUGAUAAGAUCCGUUAACGGCGCCAUUUCCCUGUAGGAGACGGGCCAAAGUUCUGGCGAGUGGACCGUGGACCCAAAGAGCUGCCAAGCCUCUGAUGGAGUUCUGGUAACACGGCGACCCGAACGUCUGAGGCCGUCUCAACACUCUGGCAUUUUGGAUUCGCACCAUGACUUCUCACGCUGUUCGCCAGCGCUCGCGCUUCAUCGGGCUUCUCGCCUCUGCCACUACACUUGUGAUGAUGAUGUCACUUCCUACUUCAGCAGCAGAAUCAGAGACGUGUUUCUCCAGGCAGCACCAGAGCGCCACCGUUAACGUCAGGGUGGCCCUGAGCCAAGCGAGGACGGCAAUGAACACCCGGGUGGUCCACUCGGAGAGGGACUGUGUCCUCGCUUGCUGCUCCGAGGAGAUCAGACCAGGUCUUCGCUGCAACAUGGCUGUGUUCAAGUCCGUCAGACAUGCUGCUGAUGAGAACUGCCUCCUCUUCCACUGUCCCACUGAGCAGGACUGUCCUCUGAUGAAGGCUUCAGAUGGCAUCAACACGUACGACAUCUACAAAGGUUUAAGUCAUCCACCUACACUGAGACCCGUCACCAUGACAACAGCUGUCCAAACCACCAGCAGCACUGCACCAACAACCAAGCUUCAAACCACCACAACGACCACAGCUUCAGCACCAACCACAAGCAGUCAGGCCCCGCCCACUACAACAAGGGUAACACCCACCACCUCACAGGCCCCGCCCACUACAGCAUGGGUAACACCCACCACCUCACAGGCCCCGCCCACUACAACAAGGGUAACACCCACCACCUCACAGGCCCCACCCACUACAACAAGGGUAACACCCACCACCUCACAGGCCCCGCCCACUACAGCAUGGGUAACACCCACCACCUCACAGGCCCCACCCACUACAACAAGGGUAACACCCACCACCUCACAGGCCCCGCCCACUACAGCAAGGGUUACACCCACCACCUCACAGGCCCCGCCCAAAAUCAAAUCUCCCUCGCCCAUUAUCCUCAUCAUGCCGAUGCCCACGACAACUUCACAACCAGCUACAAUGGUGAUGACGCCUGGCCCUCCGCCAACCCCCACCUCAAGAAAACUAAGCAAAAACAACAAAAAGCAAAAUAAAGCCUCAAAGAAAGGCAAACCCCAUCAUUUCAGCACCACAACCUCUCAGCCAUCUAUCAGCUCUACGUCACUUCCUGCCACAACUAAAGAGGUGGAGGCGGAGCAUAGAACUUCUGACCCCUUAGAGAAACCCACAGAGAGUACAACUCCACCCACCACUACUGUUCUAACUACUACCGCCACAGUUCCCACCACAACUACCGCUGCUGCUCCUCCUCCCGCUAACACAUACACAACUACAACACGUUCCACCGCUGCCACCACCACCACUGAGUCCUCCACCACUACAGCUCCUCCAACAAGCCUGAUCAUUGUACCCAAAGACAUCCUCCAAUCAGAGCACACCCUACAGAACUCCAGCUCCAAUAGAGACAAGACAUUUGCUGCUCACAGAGCCCUGAAUAGUGGUGUGGUAGCUGUUAUGGUCGUGGGACUGGCCAUGCUCACACUGGCCCUUACACUCGGCGGGCGGAAGGCGAUGGAGUCUUUUGAUAGACGACAUUAUACGAGACUGGAGCUGAAUGAUCUGCACUACGAGAUUUAAAAGGGAGAAUGUCUCGAGGUUUUUUAACUUUAAAUACUUAAUUGAAUAAGAGUGGGGCGUGUCCCACACGCAGCUACCGACCCUUUGUACCUGCGUCACUAGAUCACGUGGGUCCACCAUAUCAGAGGGCAAAAGAAUGGCAAACAGUGAGCGAAACGAGUGUCGAACAAGGGGAAGUAGUGGCCGAGACCAUGUUUUUGUUAUCGUUUUUUGCAAUGUUUACCAUGACUUCAUCUAGUUCAAGUCCAUUUCCAUGAUUGGAAGAAGUAGAGCAGUUAGGUGGGGCAGCAAUGAAUUACGGGGGGUAUGAUGCAAAUGAUGCAGGUCAACGGGGCUAAAAACGCAGUUUUCUAAUCCGCUUUGCCUCACGCCCUCAGAGUAAGGACUCCAAAGCGCUUUACACUACAGUGUAUCAUUCAUCCAUUCACAUACUCAUUCACACACUGGUGGUGAUGAGCUACGAUGUAGCUACAGCUGCCCUGGGGCGAGCUGACAGGGGCAAGGCUGCCGAGCACAGGCGCCACCGGUCCCUCUGACCACCACCAGCAGGCAACGUGGGUUAAGUGUCUUGCCCAAGGACACAACAGCAGAAUUCUCUGUCCGGAGCCGGGAUCAAACCUGCAACCUUCCGAUUACUGGACAACCCGCUCUACCUGUUGAGCUGCUGCUGAUGGGGGUUUCGACCACGCCAGUCACGUACUUUGAGAUCGGCUCGUCGCACAUGUGACGUCACCACAUACCCCCCCCAGCUUAGCUGCUACUUACCACAUGACCACAUUUAUGGCGGUUCUUUCCUCCUGAAGGAAGGAUUUGUAGUUUGCUGCACCUAAAGAUUUGUUCCCUCAGUGUUCUCCGUGUCUGGUUUGAUGACGUCACUUUCGUGAAGCGCAUUUGUAGUCCUGGACUUAUUUUCACACAAAACCUAAAAUCGCUUUUCCCCUGUUCUUGGUAUGAAAAUGAGUCCCGGACCUCAUACGUGAAAUCCAUGACACUUAGCAAACGGAAUUGGAAAAUAGCGUUUUUAGCCCCGUUGAGUUGCAUUCAUUUUGUCGUUCCUCCGGGUACCCGUGAUGCAGAAGUACAUGGGCGUGACUUAGGCUCCCUGUUGAACGGCGAGGAAACCUGGAAACUGAGGUUAUUUUUUUUCCAGUUCAGCCUGGUUUCUAUUAGAUCACGCCCAGUGGGAUGGUGUCGGACACCUAGGUGAGGCUCAUAGUGAGCGGUAUUUACAAAGUUACGUGUUAACUAGCUUACUAUCGUUAGCUUUCGUGCUCCCUGCUGCUGUACAAAGAUGUAAACAAGUAGCUGACAGGAUUCACCCUGCUGGAUUUCUACCAUUAUGUGAUGAACAGUGUUUCCCUUUAACCUGGAUCUGGUUAUAAAAAGUCUGGUCCCCAUCAGUUUUUGUCGCUGGCAGGGUCACUGGGUUCAGAUGCUACUCGCACCGCGGAGAGGGGAGUUAGCGGCGUCGCUCAUCGUGCUGAAUAAAUAACCUAAUUUACGCACACAGUCCUACAUUGAAACAAUGUUAUUAGUAUCUAGUAACUCGGUACGGCGGACGGUAACGCACGCCCUCCAUGGUGAAAUGUAGGAUUAUCAAUACUAAAUAAGUAAUACAAACACAUCACAUUUACCAUUCCAGGUCCAUCAGAAGCACUUGAACGUUACUCUUACCCAGUAACGCGUGUGUGCUGCACGUGCCAGAGUACUGCCCCGGCUGCUGGUCUGAUGGAUCCCUGUGGUUCCUUCUGGUUUCUGGUCUCCUUCAAAGUUAUUAAAAACAGACGAGCUGAGUUUAGAUCCUUGUCUGUCAGUGCAGCCAACCGCGCAGCAAGCUGUUAGCAUUUUGCUGUGGAGCCAACUGUGUUGAAGCUGCAAACGGGCUCCAAUGAAGCUUAAACGUGUGGAAACGGUCUUUCUGCCCACUGUAAUGGCUAAGAGGGCGGUCCUGUGAGCGGCGUGAUGUCACGUGGAAAGGGGGACUAGCUCACGCCCAUCUACGUCUUGUCUGUGGGUUCGUGAGUCUAUGGUCCAAAUAAAAGUUAUUCUCUGAUCCCCGUCUGAUAUGUGCCAUGGAUUUAAGAUGUCCGUGAAUUGUUAAAAACACGUUUGGAUGCCAAGAAAUGACUGAUUUUACACGGGCAGCAAAUUUACUUCAGGUUUUGUGUGAAAAGACGUAGAGGACUACAAAUGCUCAAAAACUGUCUGAGUCUGAGCGAGCGUCACGUCCUUCUUCGGGAUGACAGGAAGAGCAUUAAACGUGGAAGAACGGCAUGUGGUUCUGUAGCAGCAACACUGGGGAGAAGAGAUGCUGCUGACGUCAAUCUUUAGUCUUAAUCACCAUUUUUACAAGCUAAUUGAUCUCAGACAUGGUCAAAACUCACAUAAUAAUGUUUCAUUUAAAUGAAAAUAAAACCCGUGUGUGGUUCAGGGCGUGAGGCAGAGCGGAGCAGAAAAUAACUUGUAUAGCCUCGUUCAGGGACCCACAAGCCGACGGAAGGGGAGGAGCCUAAGGCUUCUUAUGAAGCCAGGUAGGAUGCUUUUCUGUGAUCGGUCUGUUUGUCUCCAUUUAAAGUCCUCAUCAAAAUAGCUCUCUCUCUCUCUCUCUCUCUCUCUCUCUCUCUCUCUCUCUCUCUCUCUCUCU
This is a messenger RNA of Nothobranchius furzeri (turquoise killifish), 4754 nucleotides long. The record is from RefSeq and is a predicted model, not a curated record. Lineage: Eukaryota; Metazoa; Chordata; Actinopteri; Cyprinodontiformes; Nothobranchiidae.